AUGAGAAUCAAGAGAGAAUGGUUAGACUCAUCUAGUGGCGAAAACCUAUUACCAAAUCUUUAUUGGCUAAAGAUCACUAAACCAACUUAUCUUAGUUACUUAAAACAUCGUAACAGAACAGAACAGGCAUUCAAUAAAGAAAAAGUGUACUCUCAAUACGUAAAAGAAUUAGAAGUACUUAAAGCAAAUUAUACAUCUGGAUACUACUCGGAGAUUUUUAAAAGGGCCUUAGAUAAAGCAAGGGAUAUUAUUGAUGACGAAGACGAUCAAAGUAUCAUUGAGGAGAUUUCGGUAAUUAUAUGUAAAACCCCAGGUAAAUCUUCCGAACAGAAUCGUGAAAUAGAAGAUGAUCAAAUGGUAGCAGACCUGUCACUACAAGAUUUGUUUGAAUCCGAAUUUCAUUGUUCUGACAAUAUGAUGUCGAUCUGUCAAUACCACAAUGAAAUCUACCCAAAUGAUCCUCUGAUUGAUUUGAGACCCAAUUCAAAUUUUACAAAACAACUCCCUUUAAACAUUCUUGCAAUUAUCUUAAAUAUCUCGAUGAUAGGAUCGAUAAAUUUAACGGGCAGUGAUUGGAAUGAAAAGAUCGAUGACCUAAAAUGUUCAGAUAAAACUGAUCAUUUAAUGGUUUCAAUGAUAAGAAUCUUGGGCAGGACUUUACCAUUUUUUUAUUAUGGCAUUUUCACUAGGAUAAAUAAUCCUCUUUUGAAUUUGACUGCAUUAGAAUGA
Molecule: messenger RNA, 729 nt
Organism: Funneliformis mosseae
Lineage: Eukaryota; Fungi; Glomeromycota; Glomeromycetes; Glomerales; Glomeraceae
Source: the annotation of a GenBank genome assembly